AUGGCUAUGGGCCCGACACUACGAGCAGGACUCUCACCAAGACAUGUAUCACCGCCUCUAUAUUUCCCACCACCUCCCACAUCAGCAACAGCACAGGCCGAAUCCAAGAAGAAAGGCGUCAAAGUCAGUGUUAAAGAAACUUCACGAAGUACAUCGCCAUCUCCAAAAACCUUGCAGAAACCGCCCAAGCCAAUACUGAAACGCAGGCUUACUUCAACGAAGAGGCAACGACAAUGGGUUUUGCUUGCAUUGCUGGUCACAUCUUUCACCAUCCUCAUUUUGUCUGUGAUCUUUGCCUACUGCGCAGCACUGCCACAUUCGGACAAUAUUCGAGCUGCACAAGCGGCGGCAAAUUCUACUACUUCUCAAACUGCGACCACUAGGACAGUUCACAGCCUGGACAGCGUUAAUCCAGCAACUCACUCACGGAAACUCCGCCGCGAUGAACCCAAGUACACCUUGUCCAGCGAUGACACUCAGACAAAAUCUGUUGAGGAAGCAUUGGCAGAAGACCAGCAAAACGCCGUUAGAUUCAGUCAGCCAUCAGCUAAAGCUUCUUUGACUUUCUAUACUGCUCUCCUACCACUUCUGACCCUCAUUCACACUAGUGUUGAACUUCUUACUUCCUUGGUUCGAGCAGAAACAUCUCAGUCCAGUCGUCUGAGGGAUGUGCUUCGCUUCAGACAAGCAGGCCCAGACACAGAUCAGAUCCUAAGUCGACGACGUGUGGGAACCUUGAUAUCUUUCACAGUAUCCGCUUUACUUCUCCUAGGCUGGACCACAAUGGAGUUCUUCUGGAUGAACUGUGAGAUUAUACCUUUCAGCGCACAUAACGCCGAGGCUGUCUGUCCAAUCCAGAUCCGAGGACACAGAAUGGGAGGUAUAUCUGAGCUCAGUGUCGGCAAAAUAGUGUUGGGGUUCGCUAUCAUGCUUGGGUAUGCGUACUACUGCGUCUAUCUCGUCAGAAGAGUAGGUGUGUUCAACAAAAUACCCAUCAGUGGAGCUGGAAGUAGGGUUUCAAGCUUCCGACGACGAGCACGAUUUGCAAAGGGACAAGACACUUUGGGCGAGGAUUCACGAAUGGACGAUGUGGAAUCUGUGGUUAUUGUUAUUGAUGCUGAGAAGCAUUGA
This is a messenger RNA of Lithohypha guttulata, 1131 nucleotides long. RefSeq lists its product as uncharacterized. NCBI's taxonomy places the organism in Eukaryota, Fungi, Ascomycota, Eurotiomycetes, Chaetothyriales, Trichomeriaceae. The transcript has a single exon. The record is from RefSeq and is a predicted model, not a curated record. Bases 1 to 1131 code for a protein of 376 amino acids.